UCAGGAUGCGGUCCUCGCUUGUCUUGGUCCUUUGGCAAUUAUUGUACUGUGCUACUGUCACCUUUGCAUUUUCAGUUUCAAUCAAGAGAAAAAAUAAUUUUCAGCUUUUGUUUCUUUUUAAAUGUAUUAAAAACGAUUGGCAUUUGUGGGCGUCAACACAUGAGGGAAAAAUUCUCUGUUAUCAUUCAGAAAUUGGUAGAAAUUACACUAUUUUAUAUAUUGGCUAUAUUUUUAGUGGGCUUGUGGUUUUUAUUGGGACAACUUUUGUACCGUGUUUUCUUGAUUUAAUUAUUCCUUUAAAUGAAACACGUUUAUUGAAACCGGUGUGA
Molecule: messenger RNA, 329 nt
Organism: Leptopilina heterotoma
Lineage: Eukaryota; Metazoa; Arthropoda; Insecta; Hymenoptera; Figitidae
Exons: 4
Coding region: 6-329 (107 amino acids)
Source: RefSeq, a predicted model, not a curated record